Molecule: messenger RNA, 1584 nt
Organism: Thecamonas trahens ATCC 50062
Lineage: Eukaryota; Apusomonadida; Apusomonadidae
Exons: 1
Coding region: 1-1584 (527 amino acids)
Molecular function (GO): protein binding
Source: RefSeq, a predicted model, not a curated record
AUGCUCCAUGGGCUCGAGUCGUUUGCGCUGCAAGGCAAUCCUCUGCACGCGGCAUGCCGCGAGGGCCACACCGAGGUGGUGCGGUACCUUGUACUUGUGGGCGGAAUCUCGGCCAACUUGCGCGACAGUGCCCAACGAACGCCGCUGCACUGGGCGUGCCUUUGCGGGCACGUCGAGCUCGCGCAGCAGCUGAUUGACGAGCUCGGGGCCGACGUGACAGCCAAGGACGCGGCCGGGCGACGGCCGUUCCACACCGCGUGCCAUGCCGGCUCGCUCGAGACGGUGCGUGUUCUUCUGGAUCAUGUCAUGGUGUGGGUCAACGAGCCAGACGAGCAGGGCCAGACGCCGGCACACAUUGCCGCACUGCAGGGCCACCUUGAUGUACUCAAGUACAUUGUCAACCAGUCGCCGUCGAGCAUGCCGCCGCCAUCGACGCUGCCGAGCAUCGUGGCGACCGGACACGUCCACAUCAUCCGGUUUCUCAUCUCGACCGGACUCUCAUUUGACGUCGAGUUCCCGGUCCUGGCGUACACGCCGCUGUUUGUGGCGGCGCGGCGUGGCGAUGUUGACAUGCUGCGGGUGCUGGUAGACGAGGGCUCGGCACAGGUCGGCUCGGCGUUUCCAGGCACGCAGUGCUUGGUGGCUGCAGCGCAGCGCGGACACUUGGCGGCAGUGCGAUACUUUGUGGAGGAGAUCGGUGUCAAGGAGGUUAUCGAUGAGUCGGUUUCCAAGUUUACGGCGCUGCAGUCGGCGGCGUCGUCAGGGCGGGCCCAUGUAGUCCGAUACCUGGUGGCGCGUGGAACCGAGGUGGACGCAGCGUCGGGUCAGCCGCGAAUGACGGCGCUGUAUCUCGCAUGCCUCCGUGGGCACGUCGACAUUGCGGCAUUUCUCUUGCGUGCCGGUGCGGAUGCCUCGGGCUCGCGCGGCCUUCUUCCGCUUCUCCACAUUGCGGCGUCGUUUGAAAAGGCCAGCACCAUUGCUUGGCUGCUCACGCACCCGGAUGCACGGCGGGCAGUCAACGUCCAUGAGCUCGACUCGCACAACAAGUCCGCGCUCUCUCGAGCGAUCCGAUCGUCCGAGGCGACGGCCGUGAUGCUACUUCACGGGCGGGCGCUGGAGCCGUCGGACAUCUUGGCAGUCAUUAGCCCGACGGUCGGCCCGCACCUCGGCGUGGUGCACAGAAUUCUCAACGGCGGCGUCGAGAACAAUCUCUCGCGUGGUCUUGUCUUGAUGUCGCGCGCUCCGGUGUCGCAGCCGUAUUCUGCGGUACGCAAGACACUGUACUUUGCAGCCAUCAACGACGCAGACUUUAAGCUCUACUCGACAUCCGACGGCGAGUACGAGCUCGCGCACUCGUUUCCGCGGUCAUCGAUACUCCGAAUCAAGCGGGCCGAGCCCGAUCUUUCUGUAUUUGCGCUCCACAUCGACGGUCCCGCAACGCUGCCUGGAGCCAUCUCAGCCAUCUCGCUCGCCAGCACCCCAUCAACAGGCUCGCUCACCGCGCCACCUGCUCCCUUGGUCCUGCACUUUGAUGCGCAGACCAGCGAGAAUUGUACCGCAUGGCUUGAUGCUCUGAAUAGAUGA